UUGUCCAAAAAGACGACGCGACGCAUUCGCUUGAAUUUCCUUUUCGCCUGUUUCUACAACGCUAUCGGCAUUCCAGUCGCAGCCGGGGUGUUCAUACCGUUGGGAUUCGCAAUCCAGCCGUGGAUGGCUGCGGCAGCAAUGGCGUUGUCUUCAGUGAGCGUUGUCACAUCGUCACUCCUUCUGAAAACAUUCAAGAAGCCAACGCGUCUUUCAUUGUGUACAUCCGAAUUCCGAAAACAUGAAGCAAAAUUGAUGAUGGGUGGUUCAUAUAUUGUGGUGCAUAGAGGUUUGGAUGAUAAGGGCGUAAAACGAUCGAAUUCGAAGUCGUCAGUUGCAUCUGUCAUAUCGAGUAUCAGCUCCAUCUUCGGCUCGCAACAGAGUAUCAAUCGACCGAAAUCGAGAGAAAGAUCGUGCAUGAGUCAUUUGGAUAGUUAA
This is a messenger RNA of Anisakis simplex (herring worm), 435 nucleotides long. The record is from the annotation of a GenBank genome assembly. Lineage: Eukaryota; Metazoa; Nematoda; Chromadorea; Rhabditida; Anisakidae.